This is a messenger RNA of Sorex fumeus (smoky shrew), 1427 nucleotides long. RefSeq names its product aldehyde dehydrogenase 3 family member A1 (gene ALDH3A1). Gene Ontology annotation, cellular component: cytoplasm. The transcript is spliced from 11 exons. The record is from RefSeq and is a predicted model, not a curated record. Gene Ontology annotation, biological process: aldehyde metabolic process. Bases 29 to 1390 code for a protein of 453 amino acids. Lineage: Eukaryota; Metazoa; Chordata; Mammalia; Eulipotyphla; Soricidae. Gene Ontology annotation, molecular function: aldehyde dehydrogenase (NAD+) activity.
CUACAGAAGAGCCUGUGUUGAAGAAACCAUGACCAGCAUCAGCGAUGUGGUGAAGCGGGCCCGGGACGCCUUCAACUCGGGCAAGACGCGCCCCCUGCAGUUCCGCAUCCAGCAGCUGGAGGCGCUCGCGCGCAUGAUCAAGGAGCGGGAGAAGGACAUCGCGGACGCUCUGCACGCGGACCUGAACAAGAACGAGUGGACAGCUUACUAUGAGGAGGUGGUGUACGUGCUGGAGGAGAUCGAGUACAUGAUCAAGAAGCUGCCUGAGUGGGCAGCGGACGAGCCUGUGGAGAAGACUCCCCGGACGCAGAGGGAUGAAUCCUACAUCCACUCAGAGCCCCUGGGCGUGGCUCUCAUCAUUGGCACCUGGAACUACCCCUUCAACCUCCUCAUCCAGCCCAUGGUGGGCGCCAUUGCUGCAGGGAAUGCAGUGGUCCUCAAGCCCUCGGAGCUGAGUGAGAAUAUGGCACAGUUGAUAGCCACCAUCAUCCCUCAGUACCUGGACAAGGAUCUGUACCCGGUGAUCAACGGCGGAGUCCCCGAGACCACAGAGGUUCUCAAGGAGAGAUUCGACCACAUUUUCUACACGGGGAGCACAGGUGUGGGGAAGAUCGUCAUGACCGCCGCGGCCAAGCAUCUGACCCCCGUCACACUGGAGCUGGGGGGCAAAAGCCCCUGCUAUGUGGACAAGGACUGCGAUCUGGACGUGGCCUGCAGACGCAUCGCCUGGGGGAAGUACAUGAACAGUGGCCAGACUUGCGUGGCCCCUGACUACAUCCUCUGUGACCCUUCCAUCGAGAGCCAGAUUGUGGAGAAGCUCAAAAAGGCCCUGAAGGAGUUCUACGGGGAAGACCCCCAGAAGUCCCGUGACUAUGGGCGAAUCGUCAGUUCCCGGCACUUCCAGAGGGUGAUGGGGUUGCUGGAGGGCCAGAAAGUCGUCCAUGGGGGCACUGGGGAUGCAGCCACCCGGUACAUAGCACCCACCAUUCUCUCCAACGUGGACCCGCAGUCCCCAGUGAUGCAGGAGGAAAUCUUCGGGCCAGUUCUGCCCAUCGUUCACGUGCGCAGCCUGGACGAAGCCAUCCAGUUCAUCAAGCAGCGCGAGAAGCCCCUGGCACUCUAUGUGUUCUCCAACAAGGACCAGGUGAUUAAGAAGAUGAUUGCAGAAACUUCGAGUGGUGGAGUAACAGCUAAUGACGUCAUCGUCCACAUCACCGUGCACUCUCUGCCCUUUGGCGGUGUGGGGAACAGCGGCAUGGGCUCCUACCAUGGCAAGAAGAGCUUUGAGACCUUCUCUCACCGCCGCUCCUGCCUGGUGAGGCCUCUGAAGGACGAUGAGGCCAUCCGGGUCAGGUACCCGCCCAGCGCUGCCAAGAAGACGCACCACUGAAGAGUGCCGGCCACCCGCCUCAGCUCACUGCAUCCCC